AUGAACAAUCGAAUAAACCCAUAUUCACCCCCCAAUACCCACCCAUCCGGAUCUAGCACCAGUCUUCAGGAUUUGAACAACUCUAAACAGCAGUCUCUGCGAUAUAAUGAUAUUAGAUCCCCCCGAGAAAUGAUGAGAUCGUCCAAACUGGAGAACGACUUUAUGAAUAGGGACAAUAGAGAUCGAAGUUCCACCAUGAACUCGAUUGACAGUCUCAACAUCAAUUCAAUUGAAAACAAUAAGAUGUACAAAGUACACGUCGAUCAAGAUGAUAUGAACGAACUAAUUAAUGAAUCCCCUGCAAAUGUCAAAAGUCCGACUUGGCUCUUAAGUGAUAUCUUACAGUCCUUUAGCAGUAUAAGAGAUAAAGACGAAUACCAGAUCGUGUCUAAGGGUAACGGACUAGUAUCUAUUCUAAUAAAAUACCCGUAUUUAAAGAACGAUAUUGUCCUCAAGAACUUCUUAAACAAAAUCCAGUUUAUGCUUUACCAUGACGUAUCAGAAGUAAGAGCUACAGGUUAUCGUAUUAUGCGAUACAUUAUAUCUAAUUACGAAUCCUUAACAAUAUUAAUACAGUCCAAAGUCUUGAUAUUUAUUAUAAUAUCUUUGUCCACAAAUUCCUCGUUACUAGAAAAAGAGCAGGCCCUUAAAUUAAUUAGAGAAUUUUUGAACAUCCCAAAGGGCACAGAUAAUUUAUCGAUCGGUGUCAUCAAGAGUCUUAUAGCUAUAACUGAGGUUAGUGAACCCAUGACUAACAUAACUGAUAACUUCAAGAAAAUAUGCAUUGAAACGAUCUGUGAGAUUGCAUUAUUGAGACCAGAAUUGAUUUUCCACAGUAGCGGGUUCAAGGUUAUUAUUGAAACUAUAGUGGAAGAUGAUUCUAUUGAGCUCUCUGGGAAUUGCAUUCUUGUACUUAUGAAAGUAUUGGACUCGGAGAAUACUCGAAAAUUCCUAAGAAACGGCCAUGAUUUAAAUUCGUUGGUAUCAACCUUCUCAAGUAUUGAUUCAGGGGAGGAAGAUAAAAAUAUUCCGACUUUUAAAUUGCAGAAGGCAGCUUUCCUGCUCUCAGUUAUCUUGAAAAAUUGGAAUGGGUUGAUGAGUUUUUCCCAUAAUAAUUUUGCAUGUCUUAAAGAUCUAAUAUUGAAUUUAAAAAAGAAAGGCCCGAAAUUACGAGAUAUUAUUAUGGAUAUUAUACUGGAUUUGUUAAGAAUCGAAAUGCUUCCUUGGUUGAAGUCAUGUAGCAUUGGUGAUGUAAUUCAAUGCUUUAAUAAUUAUGGCCACAAUUCCAACUACACCUUCGAGUACGAUGAAAUAAGCCCCGAAAGCUUUGAAUUUAACCUUAUAAAUCACUAUUUGGGUUUAAUUAUAGCGAUUUUAAUUAAUCAUGGUAUAAUCAAUCUCUUGACCGAAGUCAUCGAAGAAAAUUCCAAUGAAGCAAAUACGAAAAAGGCAACAAAACUAGUGACCCAUAUAUACUCGAUGGCGAAUAAUUUUCUCCCUCAUGAGUUACUCCACAGCAAACUUCUAUUGCCUUCUUUGCGUAAUGAAUGCUUGGAGCAUUCUUCAACCUUCAAGAUUUGGCAAUCGACCAGAAAAUCAAAUGAGUUAACUCAAACUUCGGGUUUCGAUCCAUCGAAUCUGUCUUCGAAGAAACUAAAGUUGUACAUAAAAAAUGUUAGCAUUGGUUCAAGAUAUAAUAUAGAUGAUACGGAAUUCAAGAAUAUGAUUAAUAACAUCAGAAUUUUAACCAUUAAAGAGUUUGAGGAAUGGAAUUGGAAUCUUUUAUUCAGCUUUAUUCAGGGUCCUUUAAGGAACCCCAAAAGAUUCGAUGAGAUUCUAGAAAAGAACCCGAAAUUUUUGAAAAGAUUGAUGUCAUUCUAUAGACCAUUCAAAUUCCGGUUCUGCAAUAUGCCAAUUACUCAUAAAAAUUUUAAAAUGUAUAUAAAUAUUGGUUGUCAGUUAUUGGAAACCUAUUUAACCUUAAAUCAUGGUAUAAAAUAUUUAUCAUCUAACAAAUUAUUGCCUCAGUUAUCAGAAAUAUUUGCACAAGUGGAUCCAUAUAGUGGAAUUGCCGCCAAAGAGCCAAUUUUAUCUAAGAAGAGACUUGAAAAUACUUUGAGUGUCGGUUAUGUAAAAUUUAUUGGUACGUUAUCAGCAAAUUCUUAUGGACUAAAAAUGUUAGAACAGUGGCAGUUUAUCAACUUGUUCCAUAAUAUAAUAGAGGGGAGUAGAGAUUCUGAGUCUAAUAAUUACUUGAUUAUAAACCUAUUAAACAGCUUAGAUUUUACUAUCGAUAGUCAGUUGAGAAUUGUGUUAUCAAAGGCAAUUGGUAUAUCUAAUUUGAAGAUUCGAAACUUCGUUAUUGAUAAUGUAAUUCCGAAAUUGAUAAAAAUUAAGGAAUGUGAACAUUUCGUUAUCAAAUUAUUAGUGAAUCAAAUAUAUGAUGUCGAUCAGGAAAUCUCAGAUAAAUCAAUUGAUUUAUUGUACGAUUGUUACUUGAGCAAUGAUAUAAAUAUUCUAAAUCAUAUUAUAAACUUGAGACCUUCAAUAGUAAUUUUAUCAAAACAUGCAAGUGGGAAGAUGCUAUUGAUGAAUUUUAUGAAGACAUCAAUUGGUUUCAAGUUCUUGGAAGAUUCAGGAUUCAUCGAUGCCGAAUUUGAUAAAUGGAUAAAUCUAAUCGGAUUCGAAUAUGUUAAGAAGAUUGAACUAUUAAUACAAAGGAGAUUUUUUCCGUAUGUUUCUUCUAUAGCUUCCGACGAAAAACUUCCGGUUCACUUCUUCAAUUACUUGUUACAGACAGAGGAAGGUUUAAUAUAUUUUCAAACUCUUAAACAAAGGAAUUAUUUAGAAAAUUUAAUUUCAAAUAUUGAAUUGAUUUCAGACAAGAUAGCUGAAAAUAAUAAUGAUGAAAUAUCCGUGGAUGAUGGAGACGAGGAAGAAGAUCAAAGUAAAUUAAUAAAUAAAUUAAAGCAGAACUUGUGGAUUAUUGGUAGUAUAGCUUCGGCGAAAUAUGGGAUUCAAUUAUUGGACACAGCUUAUACUAAUAUGGAUAAAUCAGUCGUUUCAAUGAUCCUAAAUUUAUUCUAUAAUUCGCCAAGUUGGCAAAUAAGAGGUAUUUCUUUCUAUUUAAUAGGAAGUAUUGCCUCAACUAUUGAAGGGAUUGAAAUUUUAGAUGAAUUGAAUUGGUAUUCAGUUAUAGAUAAGUACCACAACCCAAUGAAAUUAAGCUACCCUAAAGAUCUUUAUACAAAAGAUAUCUUCAAUGUUGAAAUUAAUAAUCCGUACCGAGAUAUUAAAUAUUAUUCAUUAUUUAGCGGCGGUGAUGAGAAUGUAGAAACUGAUAAGCUAUUUGGUGACAUCGAGGAUGAUGAGUUUUUCGACCAUGAAAAGAUUUAUGAGAAGAUUUUGAAUCUUGUUAAACAUUCAAGCUCCGUGUUGAAUAGAAUUGCCAGGAAGGCAACCAAACAAUUAACGUUUAUAAAGAAAAAUUCUCCUUCAGUGUUUGAAAAUAGAAGCCUUUUUUUGAAGAUAAUUAAAUUGGUUGAUAGAGGGAGUUAUAAAUUUAGCAUUAGAAAGUUUAUAUUCGAAUUAUUUCUAGAUACUAAGGUUUUAGAGAAUCUAGUGAAAAAGGAUAAGAAGAAUAUCAAUAUUAAAUAA
This is a messenger RNA of Debaryomyces tyrocola, 3657 nucleotides long. NCBI's taxonomy places the organism in Eukaryota, Fungi, Ascomycota, Pichiomycetes, Serinales, Debaryomycetaceae. The record is from the annotation of a GenBank genome assembly.